Molecule: messenger RNA, 3461 nt
Organism: Sapajus apella (tufted capuchin)
Lineage: Eukaryota; Metazoa; Chordata; Mammalia; Primates; Cebidae
Gene: GCA
Product: grancalcin
Exons: 8
Coding region: 161-790 (209 amino acids)
Molecular function (GO): calcium ion binding
Source: RefSeq, a predicted model, not a curated record
GUGGGGCUGGACUGCGGAAGGGGGCGGGUUCGGAGGAGUGAACUGUGCCGUUAGUGUGUCUUUCAGCCUCACCUGCAGCUGCACCUCCCUGCACCUGCAUCUUUGCUUUCCUCCCUGCACAGCGACGCUGACUCGGAGUGUGUCGCUCGCUGCGCUCGUCAUGGCCUACCCGGGAUACGGAGGAGAGUUUGGAAAUUUUAACAUUCAGAUACCAGGAGCAGGUCCAGACGUGAUCCUUGGUGGAUUCUCUGGGUACCCAGCAUAUUCAGACCCUUAUUCCUCAGCUGAUGACCCCAUGUAUGCUUACUUCAGUGCUGUUGCUGGACAGGAUGGUGAAGUGGAUGCUGAAGAACUUCAGAGAUGUUUGACACAGUCUGGAAUUAGUGGAACUUAUUCUCCCUUCAGUUUGGAAACCUGUAGAAUUAUGAUUGCCAUGUUGGAUAGAGAUUACACAGGAAAAAUGGGAUUCAAUGAAUUCAAAGAGCUAUGGGCAGCUCUUAAUGCCUGGAAGCAAAACUUCAUGACUGUUGAUCAAGACCGAAGUGGCACAAUAGAACAUCAUGAGUUGAGAGAAGCCAUUGCUCUCAUGGGUUAUAGGCUGAGUCCUCAAACAUUAACUACUAUUGUUCAACGUUAUAGCAAGAAUGGCAGAAUUUUCUUUGAUGAUUAUGUUGCUUGCUGUGUGAAGCUUCGAGCAUUGACAGAUUUCUUUAGGAAAAGAGACCACUUGCGACAAGGGUUUGUGAAUUUCGUAUAUGAUGAUUUUUUGCAGGGCACUAUGGCAAUUUGAAUGUCUAGAAUUCUAAACCUGAAGAGACAUUGUGAAUUCUUUUGCUUGGAGGAAGUGGACUGGACUACUUCAAAAAUUUUAAGGCUUUUUCCAUGUUCUUCCUACCUGUUGAAUCUCUUCCCUUUCUAUGCAUUUUUAUUUUAGCAGGUAGUUCAAAGCAAUAAAAGAUUUUUUUUUUAAUUUGGAAUAUUACUGCUUUUGGAAAGUUACCAUUUUACAGAUAUGUGCAUAUUGUCAUAAAAUAUUUGUAUAUGAUUGAUUUAAAUAAUGCUUAGCCUUAAUUUUUAAUCAUGUAAACUUAGAGGAAUGUACUUAAAAGAUAGAUUGUAUAAGAAGUCAAAUGAUAAAAACCUAGAAAAAACUAAUUUAUACUUACCUGAAGGUUACAAAUUAGACUUUUAAAUUUUGUUUGCAGUUGGUGGUGUUUGAGGGUCAGCUAGAAAUGAAAGCCUGGAUUUUGUGCUAUGUUUGUAAUAUAGUUUGUUCCUUUGUAAUAUAGUUUGUUCCUUGAUCAAAUAAUCUGAAAGGAAACUUAGAGCUCUUUGUCUGCGAAGAAGAAAAUUAUCUCCCCAGUCAAAUCUGUGAUGAAAUAAGACUACAAAAGGCAUUAUUUUUCCUUUUUUUAUUUUUUGUAAUAUAUUUUUCUUCAGUAUGUUAUAUUGUCUUCUCUAAGCAAAAAGUUCUUAAUAAACAUAGUAUUUCUCUCUACACCCUGUUUCAUUAGUGAAGACAUAGUUCACCUAAAAUGGCAUCCUCCUCUAAAUCUAGACUUUUUGGAAAUGGCACAUACGAUUGAUGAAAUCAACAUUCAAAUUUGUCCUAACUAAAUUAACCACUCUAAUUGUUCAGAAAUUAUACAUUUGACUUAUUUGACAUUAGUGGUGUCUUUGCCAUUAAAAAUACCAGUAAAUAUUUUGAGUGCAUCUAAGUAAUCUGGGGUUUUGAGCAUAGUAGACACCACAGCAAUUUUUCUGAGUGAUAUUAAAACUGUCAAAAAUGCAAAGUAGAAUCACCAGAUCUUUAGUGCUUAAUAUCCCUAGUAUAAGAUGUUACAAUUAAUGUGAUUUAUUUCUUGCCAAACACCUUGUGUCUUGGUGAAGAUUUAAUAAACUACAUAUUUUUCUUAUGCUUUAAAUGAGUAUCUUCCAGCUAACAGUGAGUGACAUAAUUUUAUGACUGUUGACCAAAUUAAUUUAUAUAUUUUAUAAAAUCCCAUUUUCUUAAUGGAUGGAGGAUAGACGACAAUAUCUUGAACAAAACCUUUCAUAAACUUACAGAAUUUUAAAUCAGCUUUCACUUUAAAAAAAUCCUGGAAAGGAAGUGAUACAUAGUCACUUGACACUAAUAAUUUUAUAUAAUUUGCUGUCAAAUUCACUUGGUCAGUUUUAUAAAAAUGUGUGAGUUAGUAAUCCACGUAAUUUUGUUCUGUGGCUUUUUUUUUCAUUAAGAUAUAUUUAAUCAUGUGAGAGGACAUAAACUGAGUUAAUUUUUAAAAAAAACAGAAUUAUAAGUGUUGUAGGAAAAAGCAGAUGUAAAAACACCAUGUGUUGUUCACAUUGAAUGGUGAUAAUGUGGCUCAGCAACAUGUAAUCUUAACAUCCAGGUUAUAUGAUGGUCUUUUCUGAACUAUCCUGAGGUUAAUUAUGAUUAUCUCUCUUACUUGGAGGCUCACAGUUGAGGUAAAACUUUUAAAAUGACAAACGGUAUUAUUCAUGCAAAUUUCUGCCAAAUGACACUCUGUAUUAGACCUCUUUAACACAAUUCUCAUCUAAAAAUGUUCCUAUGACUUUUGGUCAUAGGAGGUCUAUGAAGGAGCUUCCAUGGUCAAACAUAUUUAGAAACUCUCACCUUAUAAACUUGAUAAUGUAUAUUAGUGUCUGAAAACCCAAGGUUAAUAAAAUCGGUCAUGUUUAAUUUUAUUUGACCCAGUUUUUUUUCCAAAUUUUUUGACCACAGAACCCCUUUCUGUAGCAAAACUAACAUUCUGUGCUGAUCCAACUCAAUUGCCAGGCAACUCUUCUGUACUUUUCAUUAGAUAGACAAACGUUUAUUAACAGAAACAUUGGGCCUAGAGAAUAUUUUACUAGAAUUUUUAUACUGAAGUACAGUUCACCUUUUUGAUGGUUUAAAAAUAACUGAUAUAAAUAUUUGUUAUUAAAGAUUAAAUAGUUUUAUGAUGAACACAACUGCAAUAUGAAUAUGGUAUAAUGUUAUACCAUACCAGUUUUUUUAUGAUGAUGUAAAUUAUUGAAUAAUGUACACUCUUAAUGUAUAAGUGCUUUUAUUUAUACAGUUAACAUGUUUCCAUGUCAUUUUGAGAAUUUUUUUAAUAAACAUUCAAAUAGCUUGCUGUAAAGUUUCAUAUCAUACAAAAUCUGUUACAUAUAUAUUAUGAGAUGCUUCAGUUCAAAUAACAGUGCAGUAAUUCACCUCUAACUAAAACACUGCCAAAUGAUUAAGUGUCAUGUAUUGCACUUCUAUUUUGAGUGGCAGUUUACACAUUUUAAAUUACAUCAAGGGUAAAUCAAUACUAUGGAAAUCUUAAUUUGGUCCACUUAAAUGUAAUUUCAAGGAUUUCUCAUUUGAUCUAUUUAAGCAUGCAUCCAGAAAAAAGUAACAAAAAAUGUAGUCAAGUUACGUUUAUUUCCAAAAAAAGGCAUUUAACCUAGAA